CGCUGGCGCCGCUGGCGCUGGCGCAGCAGCAACGUUUCAACAAGUUGGCGACAGUGCACGCGUUAUGCUGGAUACUAGCACUGAGGGCAUUGCGGCGCUGACGUCGGCUGGCAACAGAAUCAUCACCACAGCGGAUGGCGAGUUGAGGUCCGUCGGAAACCUGACGGGCAAGCUGCUCCAGGACAUCAACGGGCAGGUUAUGGUGCUCAGCUCCGAUGCGAGCAGCCUGAUUCGGGCCGUAGACCGCCAGGUCGUGGCCAGGGGCGCCGAUGUCGGUCGCGCCAUCAGGGACCUGACGCAGGUUGGCCGGAUUCUCGGCUACAACGCCAACCGCCAGCUGUUGCUGUUGAGCAAGGAUGCCCGGGGCGUCAUCAAGAGCACCGGGCAGCUGGUUCGCACCGCCACCGGCUCGCUGCAGGUUGUGACUCGCAGCGCGCAGGGUGCGCUCCUGGAGGUGUCACACCUGGUGACGGAUGCGCGCGGGAUCAUGCGGCUUGUUGCCGCCGACACAUCGCAGCUGCUGCAGGCCUACACCGACCUCGGCAGGAGCGUGGACACCAACAUCACGCUCAUCACUCAGCAGGCGCUGCUCUCGAUGCACGAGAUUCAGCAGUUCAUCCACAACGCGCAGGGCCUACCGCUGGCGGCGCACAACCUGCUGGGCACUGUGGAGGAGACGGUGCAGAGGUUGCGCAUGGGCGGGCACAUGGUCAUGUGGUUUGCCAUGCAGGCACUGGGCGCUAUUGCCAUCUUCUACAUCAUGUCAACCUGGUGGGGCUUCUGCUCUGUCGUCUUCGCGCCUCUCCUCGGCUUCAGGCUUUCCUUCGCCAUCAACGCCGGUGUCUCGACCACGCUUGUUGGUGGAUACACCUACCUCAUGCUCCUCAUCAACGCCGGGCCAAUGCCCCUGACAAUCGAGCAGCUCCCCCCUCCAGCACGGCUCACGCCGGCGGUGGCCCUACCGCAGCCAGCAGCGGUGGCCCGGCCCGCUCUGCCGGCGGCUGCACCAGUAGCACGAGCGCCCCCGCCGGGCCCACCGGUUCCGCCGGCUCCGCCGGUUCCGGCGCAGCCGCGUCUCCAGGGCGGGGGCUGGCGCCUUCACCCACAAUGCGACCACUACAAUUGCGACCUGCGAGGGCCCACCUGGCCGGCGCAGGAGGAGGGGCUAGCACACAUCCGCGCCAUUGCCAUGACCGCCGCGCACCAGAACAACGCUGUGGCAUUCAACACAAUCGGGUGCAUCAAGCACCACGCGGAACCCAUCAAACGAGUCAAGGACGGCUGGGCGCACAAGCGGGUGUACGAGGGCGUCUUCGUCCGGGACAGCAAUGUGCCAGCUGGCUGGCUGUUCCUGCCUGACAUGAACUCGCCUCAGGACGGCAACAUAGAGCGGUACGACUGCGAGGACGCCUUCCAUGCGGCCAAGGUCGCGAACGCGCUGCCGACGCGUGUUGUGGCCUUCUCAUCACACGGCUGGAUGAAGAGCCGCCUGCCGAACAGCAACAUCCGCGUGGAAACCGACAUGCCGCGCAUGGGCGGCCUGCGCGGCCUCUUCGUUAGGAUCUGAUAUCUUUUUGAUGAGCGGCAACUUGCUAUCUUAAGUGAUUGCUUUCGUGGGGUGGGCGCGGCUUGAUUGAGUGAUGGGGCCACCACUGGGCGGGAACGGCUAUAGGGGUGGUGGCUCGAGAUCAGGUGUACAGAGUUUACGGGAAGUACGGAUUGCACGAUUUGCAUGGAGGCACAUGAGGGCGAGACGAGCAGGGCCGGUGGUCUCGUGGUCUUGGGUGGGAACGCGCAGAGUGUUGCAUGAUCGGAUUCGUGCAGGUAUUUCGGGGCGGGGGCGGGCGGGCAGGCUAGGCGGGCGGGCGGGCUAGGCGGGUUGUAGCUAGUCUACAGGGAUCACGUGCCGUGGGGAAGCUGGGCUUGCCGUGGUAGGCCUGCCAUGUUGCGCACGUCGACCUACCCGUUAUUCAGCUGCCCCCCUGUCAGCUGGACAGGGCUUGCGGCUCGCCUGCUUCACAGACAUUGGCGCAAUCAAUCUGGAGAUAGCGACACU
Molecule: messenger RNA, 2056 nt
Organism: Chlamydomonas reinhardtii
Lineage: Eukaryota; Viridiplantae; Chlorophyta; Chlorophyceae; Chlamydomonadales; Chlamydomonadaceae
Exons: 6
Coding region: 65-1567 (500 amino acids)
Source: RefSeq, a predicted model, not a curated record